Molecule: messenger RNA, 762 nt
Organism: Ectocarpus siliculosus
Lineage: Eukaryota; Phaeophyceae; Ectocarpales; Ectocarpaceae
Source: the annotation of a GenBank genome assembly
AUGGGCAGUCGGCUCCUGAGGUUGGUUGGGGGCGUGGACAUCUCUUUCGUCAAGGGGAGCGAAGAGAACGCCUGCGCGAGCCUGGUGGUCCUUGAGUUCCCCUCGCUGCAGACGGUGUACGAGGCGUACGAGAGGGUGACGAUGAACCACCCUUACAUUUCCGGCUUCCUGGCGUUUCGAGAGGUGGACCACCUGGCGCGUUUGGUUGGCCAGCUUAGGCGGGAACGGCCAGACCUAGAGCCCGACGUGGUGUUCGUCGACGGCAACGGGCGGCUCCACCCCAGGGGGGCGGGGCUGGCGUGCCACCUGGGCGUGGUCACGGGGCUCCGCACGGUGGGGCUGGGCAAAACCUUCCUGCAAGUCGACGGGCUAACCAAGGUCGGCGUGCGAGAGCGUGUCAAGGCCUUGCUCUCGGCGGGGGAGCGGGAAACGCCUCUUUUGGGGACUUCCGGAACGGUAUGGGGAACGGCGUUCGUGCCCAAGGAGGAGGAAGGGAAGAAGGGCGGCGGUGUGGUGACUAGCCCGGUCUUCGUCUCGAUCGGACACAGGGUUUCCUUGGAGACUUGCGUGGCCUUGACCAAGGCCGUCUGCAGGUUCCGCGUCCCAGAGCCCAUCCGGCAAGCCGACAUGCGCAGCAGAGAAGUCAUCCGGGAGUGGCUGCUUGAGCGGCGAGGAAAGGCCGAGGGAGAGACAAAGGAGGCAGAUAAGGGGCCACCACCCCCGCCACCACCACCACCACCAUCGUCGUCGUCCUCGUCAUGA